AUGAAGACGGCGGAGAGAGCACAUAUGCCCAACAGAUUAUGGGAGCGUAUCAAGCUGAGCAGAAAUUAUAACAAGGCCCUGGAGCAAGUGGAUCAACAUCUUUUGUACUGGAACAAGUUUUUAAUUCACAAGUGCAAGCAGAGGUUGACCAGAUUGACACAAGUGGCCAUUACAGAGAGAAGGCUGGCCCUACGCGAAGACGAGAGGCAUUACGUGGGAGUGGCGCCGAAAGUGAAGAGAAGAGAGGAAACUAGAGAAAGAAAGGCCCUUGCAGCAGCACGUAUCGAAAAAGCAAUCGAAAAGGAGUUGCUUGAGAGACUCAAGUCGGGAGCGUAUGGUGACAAACCAUUGAACGUUGAUGAGAAGAUCUGGAAGAAAGUUCUGGGCAAGGUGGGCGAGGAAGACGAAUCCGAGGAUGAAGAAGAAGAGGAUUGGGAUGAGGAGGAGGAAGAGGAGUCUGACGAGGGUGAGGUGGAGUACGUGGAGGAUGAUGGUGAUGACGAUUUGGUUGACAUGGAGGAUCUUGAGAGAUGGUUGGAUGAUAGCGAAGGCAAUUCAAGUGAAGAAGAGUCUGAUUCUGAAUCCGAUGAUAGCUCUGAUGACAAUUCAAAGGGUCGCAAAAGAUCGAAGAGCUCUAAGGAGGUUAAGAGAAGAAGACCAAGGAUCGAGGUUGAGAUCGAAGAGGAGCCAAAUGUGGUUACUAGGUAA
This is a messenger RNA of Kuraishia capsulata CBS 1993, 708 nucleotides long. RefSeq lists its product as uncharacterized. The transcript has a single exon. The record is from RefSeq and is a predicted model, not a curated record. The coding region runs from base 1 to 708 and encodes 235 amino acids. Lineage: Eukaryota; Fungi; Ascomycota; Pichiomycetes; Pichiales; Pichiaceae. Gene Ontology annotation, biological process: maturation of 5.8S rRNA; maturation of LSU-rRNA. Gene Ontology annotation, cellular component: preribosome, large subunit precursor; nucleolus.